This is a messenger RNA of Guillardia theta CCMP2712, 249 nucleotides long. RefSeq lists its product as hypothetical. The record is from RefSeq and is a predicted model, not a curated record. NCBI's taxonomy places the organism in Eukaryota, Cryptophyceae, Pyrenomonadales, Geminigeraceae. The coding region runs from base 1 to 249 and encodes 82 amino acids. The transcript has a single exon.
AUGGUCUCUACUUGCAACACCGUCGACACCUGCAACGCCUGCGCUGAAGUUAGCUGCAUUAUCUCCCCUGCCAAGAUGCCUGCAGGAAUCGAUGCUGCUCGCUUUGCUUCUCUUCCUGCCGACAAGCAGCGCAAGCUGCGCGCACUAGCGGCAUCGAUUGACUACGUCACAAGACUGCAAGCAAAGGCAGGAGGAAGCAUCGAUGGAAUCGACUUGCCCUGCGUCCAGGAGAGCCGCAAGGGGCGAUAA